GAUUCGUACAAGGCUGCAGUCUAGGCAUGCACCUAAAAUUUAGAUUAUGUCAGGAUAUGGCGUUAUCUAUUGUUUUCAUUUUGAAUAAAAGCAAAAUUUUCAACCUUUAUGAUCGAAUCGUUGGUCUUAAAAUAAUACUGAAGCGAUUCUCUCCAGAUGUCAGUGAGUGUUCCAGUGGAUUACACAGCUGCAGUGCUGAUGCAGUGUGCAGCGAUACCAAGGGAUCGUACAAGUGUUCAUGUAAACCUGGGUAUUCUGGAGAUGGAUGGUCUUGCAAUGAUAUAGACGAGUGUAUCGAGGAAAUAUCCAACUGCAGUGCUGAUGCGGUGUGCAACAAUACCAAGGGAUCCUACAACUGUAUAUGCAAACCAGGAUAUUCUGGAAAUGGACAAACGUGCAAAGGUCCGUCCUUAUACACAUGCAAAGAAAUUUUUGAAAGUCAAAGUUCAAAUGAAAACAGAGCUUACACACUCCGAGUGGAUAAUGUAGAGGUCCAUGUUUACUGUCACAUGACUGAUGAUCUAAUGAAUUGCGGGGGCGGUGGUUGGACGCUAGUCAUGAAAAUCAACGGCACAAAGCCAACCUUCCAGUAUAACUCUCAUCUCUGGAGCGACAAAAAUGCUUUUAAUCUUGUUGGAGGCAUGGCUGGGUUUGAUCUUCAAGAAACCAAGUUACCGACCUACUGGAACACUUCCUUUUCCAAGAUCUGUCUCGGUAUGAGGAUAGGCAGUCAGAUCAAUUUCUUUGCAAUCAACAGGCAGGCAAACUCACUAUACUCACUGAUCGCUGACGGCCAGUACCGCAACACGUCAUCAGGUCGAACCACUUGGAAGUCACUGAUUGGUUCUCAGGCUUCUCUACAACAUAACUGCAACAAGGAAGGGUUCAAUGCUAUGUGUAGUUCCCAGAGUGCCUCGAAAGCAAGAAUUGGUUUUCUUGCCAAUAAUCAGGCCAAGUGCAAUACUUGUGACUCUAGAAUUGGCUUUGGUACAGGAGGGUAUCCUGACGACACAAACACAUGUGGUAACCAAGCAACACUCACAACCGACAAUGGAGACAAACAUAUUAAAGCCAUGGGGUAUAUCUUAGUGCAGUGACAAGGAAAACAGCGACUGUCGAAUAAAAGGCGCUGAUAAACGUAUGAUUUUAACUGGAAAUAAGUAUGUCGAUAUAACGUGAGGAGAUACAAAGAAAUAACAUGAUUAGUCUAAACUUUGAUUUUCUCAAACCAUUUUUCUUUUUUUUCAUGCUCAAAAUCGAUCAAGGUUAACGUUUCGUUGAUAGUGUGGGGGUCGGGAUCAGAGUGCAAAAAGCCCCUUGGUUAGUUCAAUGAAUAAAAGCGAUGUUACCACCCUCCCCAGCUUAAAAUCGUUAUUUUACUAAUAUAGCAUAGCCUGUUUGCUAUCUUCCGGCAGCCCAGGGAAAUGGAGAAGAAACUUCACACGACAUAGGAUUUUUCUCAUUAUUGUCACGAUUAUUUUAUUAUUAUUCUCUUUGGCUCUUUUUUUUUCUUUCAUUUGUUUUUUUUUAGGACUUUUUGGUAAUUCUGUUCUUAAGAAUGAUGUCCUGAUUGAAAAGAAUCGCUUAAACUAUCCAUAAAUGGAAGAAUGAAAUAGAUAAAAAUAAAUCCCCAAAGUAGAUGUUAGAAGAAAAAUUGGCAUCCAACAGGAAUUUUCUUUAUGUGUUUUUUUCAACUUAAGGUUUAAGUAAGUAAGUAAGUAAGUAGAGCUUUAAUUGAAUCCAUAUGGAGGCCUGUCUAAGGCUGAAUUGCAUUAAUUUACAAAUUCCAUUAAUACAAGGCUUAUAAUAUGAAAAACUAAAAGGUUUGGAAAUGCAUAAAAAUAAUAUACUAUCAGAAGCCAUUCAGCUAAAAAAGAAUUAAGCUAGUUGAUCGUUUCCUAUUUCUUUGGUGGUUUUACCCUAUAAUUGUUAUGAUCUUAAUUCUUAAAUUUUAAUUUAGCGCCUUGAACACCUCUUUCUUUAAGGUGACUUUAAGGGUUAAUUACUUAUAUUUUCCGUUCUCCGCACUGAAUUUGUAAUUGUAUAACUUGUUUAGGAACGCAAGCUCUCUUUGGGGAUAAGAGGGCGGUACUUUGGGUACGCCCUUUUUUCCUCAAACUCUCUACUGUUGUUGUUUUGUUGUUGUUGUUGUUGUUGUUGGUUUUUUUAUUAUUAUGUAACAAUUUUCAAAGACUGUUUUCUCUGUAGUUAUCUUUUUUCGUGUAAUUUUGAUGCUUUUAAUAGAUACUCUAUAAUUUUUAUGUGACCAAUCUUGUUUUCGUUUUCAAUGCCAGAUCUUAGCCGCAAGAGUAAGAAAUUUAACGCAGAAAAUGAUUUUGUAAAGAGUAAAUAUCUCGAAUCUCAUACUUAGUAUGUGGAAGUUGUUUUCACGUAACUUGAAGGGAUUCGCCAGCUAAGUGAGAAAUGAUGACGAUGAAUGAGGAUUGAUAAAUUAGUUAGUGUCACCUUAAUAAGCUGGUGACCAACACUCACACUCAGUUCUGAGCUACACCCCGAAGCAGUAAGUUCUGUAACGUAA
Molecule: messenger RNA, 2539 nt
Organism: Stylophora pistillata
Lineage: Eukaryota; Metazoa; Cnidaria; Anthozoa; Scleractinia; Pocilloporidae
Molecular function (GO): calcium ion binding
Source: RefSeq, a predicted model, not a curated record